Molecule: messenger RNA, 3219 nt
Organism: Lycium barbarum (goji berry)
Lineage: Eukaryota; Viridiplantae; Streptophyta; Magnoliopsida; Solanales; Solanaceae
Exons: 3
Coding region: 1578-3116 (512 amino acids)
Source: RefSeq, a predicted model, not a curated record
UCUCUCUUUCAUACCAACUGUGAAGUGUAUAAUCUACCAUAAUUUUGUUAUUUCCUCAUAAUUUCGUUGAAUUUACUGUUAUUCAAGUGUGAAGUGUAUAAUCUACAAUAAUUUGUGAUUCAUUAUCCAUUUCCCGCAAAAACUGAGCUGCGAACUUAUAAUUUCGUUGAAUUUGUGUAUUGAGACAUUGAUUGUAUUGAUAUCCAGGUGCGAAAUGUUUAAUCGAGGAAAUUUUGUGAUGCAUUAUCCAUUUUCCGCAAAACCUGAGCUGUGAACUUGUAGUUUUGAUGAAUUUGUGUAAUUGAGACAUCAAUUGUACUGGUAACCGAGAAAAUUUUGUGAUUCAUUAUCCAUUUUUUGCAAAACCUGAGCUGUGAAUUUGUUUCAAUUUGUAAUUAAGGUGAAUUAGUGUAAUGGAAACAUUGAUUGUACUGAUAUCGACUACAUAUCCUCAAAUUUUAGAACAGUCGUAAAGAUGUUUUCAGAGAUGAUUAAUCUACGCUAAGCAGAUAGAGGUGAAUCAGAGCUAUAUAUUACUAUAUAGAUUAGCUACGGAGAGUAAAAUAUGUACAUAUAUACAGCGUUUGCACAAUGCUCCAAGUUUUGUUGAACUGCUGAAGUGCAUGAAUAUUGUAUGCUUCAAUAUUUGGUUAGAAGGUAAUUUUUUCCUCAUAGCUUUGUCACCGGACCAGUAAGUAUAAUUGGAUUUAAAAUCGCAUUACUCUUCUUUUUUCCCAUUUAUUCUAUAUUCUCUUUUGCAUUCACAAGUUAAUCAUGUUAUUUAGCUUUAGGAAUUCGGAGAAAUUUGUCGGAAAAGCAAUUAGCAUAAAGAAUCUCCUUUUUAAUUGGGAGGAAACUUAAUUUCUGAUCCUACAGAGUCAAGUUUCCGCUUGGCUAAAUGAAUAAUCACUAGGAUUCUUUGGUUCGUUGCACUUAAUUGUCCUAUAUGCUCAUUCUACAAGAAGCUUGUUCGACUCCUUAAGAUAUUUCCUAGAAAAGUUUGCUUACAAAUUUCGGCAAUUAAUUCAGAUAUCUUGUGACAGGCAGAGAACUUUAAGAAGUUUUGCAUACAAUGAGUGUGCUUGAAGAUUUACUCAUGUACUCCUUUUUAUUCCUCCUUUCUAUUUGUGUUCGUCAUGAAGCAUCUAAGACCUACAAUUGAUGUUACUUCUUUUUCAUUCCUCUUUUUAUGGUUUAGGCAGCAUUACAUUUUUCUGUAAUGAUUAUGGAAACUUUACAAGAGAUGUUGCCGCGUAUGUGACUCCUUUGCAAAAUAAGUCAGUGCUUGGUCUUGUCAUCCUAAUGCUUUGAGUCCAUAAUACCCUAUUGCAGCUAUGUUGUCAUCCAAAAAUGUUGAAACAGACAUUUACAUUUUAUGACUUGAUAACGGUCUUAUAUCAAACGCCUUAUUACAAAAAAAAAAAAAAAAAAAAAAAAAAAAAAAAAAAGGUCUUAUUUUCAAACUAUCAGAGUACCGGUAAGAGCUGUUGGCAGUUCUGUGAUAUGCUCCUUUACCUGCCUUCUUUAUUCCUUUGAUAGCCUGCAGUAGUCGAGUACAAAACCAAUUCUUCUUGCAGAUGGCAAAGCCAAUUCUAAAUGAAGACGUUGGUUUGUUAGAGGAAGGGACAGUUCAGAAACACACUGCAUCAGAGGCUGGGAUGACUUUAACUAUUGAUUCUCAUAUUGACAUAGAUAAAAGUCAUGACAUCAUAAAGCAUAGUUUACCUUCAAACCAUACUACGAGCGGCAAUGAAACUCCAAAAGUGCAAUCUGCUAGCAAUGGAGUAGCAUUUGAGAAAGCGGAUAGCUCGUUACAGGAAAAAAUAUCCACCAGCAUUCAAGAAACAGUUUGCCAAGUAGAGGAGGAAACUUCUUUGAUAUCACAGAGUGAAUCAAGGAGGAAUAUUUCGUCAAGUUUACAACAACGUUGUAUUUCUGUGUCGGCGGAUGUUAGUUUCUUAGGUGUAGGAACAGGCGCUAAUAAAAAGGUGCUUUUGGACUCUGACACAAACUAUGAUAAGUCAGUUUUAGAAAGUUCAUGUUUGGAGGAUGUUGCAACCUCAAUGAAGAAUGCUAGUGAAAGGAGAAACUUUGAAAAUGGUAAGCAUGCUUUGGAGACCAAUAAGGACAGCAGUGAGACACAUCCCAACAGUAUGUCAAAUGCUACAGAAGACAAAAUACAAGACACGAAACUCGGUAACGAGAUUCAGAGCCCAACUUCGGAGCUUUCUGCAUCUUCAUUAAUCAAUGGAAUAUUGGCUGAUCAUUUGACAGCAGAGAAAAGAAGAGAUACUGGUGUCAUCAGGUCAGAGUUUUUUCUUCCAUCAAUUAAGCCUGCAGCUCAGACGCAGAAGACAACAUCAUGGACAGUGCAAAACAAUAGCAAGUCUGGUUUAAAAAGUAUUUUACAAGACUAUCUCUUUACAGCGAAGCUGGACCAAGUGCCUGCUAAGAAUGGGAGAGCAUCCACAGUUUUGCAGAUGCCAGCAUCUUCCAAAGGAGAAUCUUCGAAGGGAGCAUCUUCGACUAUCAAAUCAAAAGACAAAGAGUCUGAGUCUAGCAGCCACAACAAUGCAGAACAAAAGGCAUCAAUGCUGAAAGAACAAACUAACAAGGCGUGGCCAGUUUUUCUGAUCAAGGAUAGAGAGGAUUUCGACGCGAUAAUGCCACUAUUGGAACACCCUAGCCACGUUGUCUAUAUACGACCUGCAGCAGGGGUGAGCAAUAAUCUUUUAGAACAUAUUAAUGACUUUGCCCUAAACUACAGAUGGUUACAUGUUCUUCCUAGGCUGGAAGAACAUAGAAUACCCAUACCUAGGGUGGAAGAACAUGGAAUACCCAUAUCUAGGCCAGAAGAACAUAGAAUACCAAUAUCUAUGUAUGGGCUUGGAAUAAUUUUGAUUGGAAGUGGGAUCUUAGUCUCUAGCUUAGCCUUGUAUAAGUGGUCUAAGAAUGGAUAUCCUAUGGAAGUAAAUGGAACUAUCGGUCCACUAGUUAAGGCGAUAGUUUUGUAUUAUAUGGAAAAAGGGAAUCAGAUCCCCUCCAAUCAAAUUGCUCCAGAUCAGAUCCCCUCCGAACAAAUUGCUGCAGAACUCUUCAACAGCCCCUUUGAAUAAACUGGGUUGAUUCUCUGUUUGAUAUUAAACACUGUAACGACACUUUAUGCAGAAUUUUGAUAUUAAAAUUCUUUUGUCUGCAAUUUAGUUCUAAAUUGGAGCA